Gambusia affinis (western mosquitofish) is the source of this 1976-nucleotide messenger RNA. Its product is annotated as neurotrophin-7-like. Gene Ontology annotation, biological process: cell surface receptor protein tyrosine kinase signaling pathway; nerve development; regulation of neuron differentiation. NCBI's taxonomy places the organism in Eukaryota, Metazoa, Chordata, Actinopteri, Cyprinodontiformes, Poeciliidae. Gene Ontology annotation, molecular function: nerve growth factor receptor binding; growth factor activity. The record is from RefSeq and is a predicted model, not a curated record. The coding region runs from base 775 to 1623 and encodes 282 amino acids. The transcript has 3 exons.
GGCAGCUACUAGGGUGAUGGGAUAUCACAGUUUCUCGUUUUGACAUUUUUCUUUGCUUUCUUCACAUUGUCCGCCGGUGACAAGUAGCAGAACUAAAUGAAUUCCUGACUCCACCAGACCAUCAAACUUCUUUUCUUGUACAUGCAUGCAUGUGCAAAUAAACUUUAUUUUAGGCAUGCGUAAUUUUCCAAAAUCAACUCUUGGAAUUAAACAGCGUGGGAAUUUCAUCAAAGUGUUUGAGAAUCGGUUUUAUUGAGUUUCACUCCUUUGACAUGUUGGUGGUUUUUCACUCGUAGUCAAACUUUCGUAGUAGGUUAUCUCAAGAAAGUUGUCAGAAGGGACCCCUAGCGACAGGACUGGUUAAAAGCAUUUGCGCUUCAGAAAGAGUCGCACAGAGGAAGGAGUGGAAUGAAAGGAAUACAUGAAUGACACCAGCACUAGGACCUGCAGGGAGGAGACUCUCAUUAAAAAUCACCACAGACUGUGGGAGGCACACAGACUGAAGUGGAUGGCCCAAGACCUGGAUGCAGAAGCGGGAUUUUGAUUUUGGGAUAAUUCUUCUGCAGCUCUGGGGAAAAACAAGAGAAGAGGAAUAUAGCUGACUUACUUUUCAACUUUUUUCCAACAGUGGAGAGAGGAGAAGGAGCAUUAUUACGUGAGCUAUGGUCCAGAGGGUCCAGGUGGCAGGCAUGAGGGCCCCAGUCUUCAUUGGAGUUUGGCUCUAGAGUCCAUAGGAGCUUCUUCAGUUGGACACAUUUCACAGGACGUGUGCCCAUGAGGUCAUCACUACUGGUUCUGCUCCUCCUGAUCGGCGUCCAGGCUGUACUGAACAUGGGAGGGAGUUUGGCCCAGAACCCUGGAGCAGCCAAUAACAGAGCAGGGCAGCAGGAGACAGCAACAGCCAGGGGACAGCUUUCUCAGGACCAAAUUUCAAAUCAGCAACACAGUACCACCCAUCCUAGAAUCAAGAGGACACAGAGUGCAGCCUCAAACAUGCACAACAGAAGCCCUGUCAUUGGGCGCUCUCCAGCAGGUUCCUCUCCAGACCCCUCCAGCCCAGUGGUGGACCCGAAGCUCUUCUCUAAGAGACAUUAUCGCCCUUCACCUCGUGUUGUCUUUAGCGAGGUAAUCCCUUCACAUGACGUUCUGGAUGGUGAGGGUUAUGACUUUGAAGGGAUGAGGGGGCUGAGGGUAAGGCGCAAAGCAGGAUCACACACCAUGCAUCGAGGAGAGUAUUCGGUGUGUGACAGUAUAAAUACCUGGGUGAACAAGACGCGAGCCACAGACAUGUCUGGAAAUGAAGUGACAGUACUCUCCCACGUUACAGUCAACAACAAGGUAAAGAAACAGCUUUUUUAUGAGACCACCUGUAGAUCCCCGACAAAAAGGAGUUCUGGAAUCGUACUCGGAGCACGAGGUAGAAGACAAGACAAGACAGGCAACUCUGGUUGUCGAGGCAUUGACAGCCGCUACUGGAACUCCCACUGCACCAACACAGACAUAUAUGUAAGCGCCCUGACCGUCUUCAAGGAACAGACAGCCUGGCGUUUCAUCCGCAUCAACGCUGCAUGUGUGUGUGUUCUCAGCCGGAAUUCUUGGUCAAGAAGACGGGACACUGACUGAGGUGGAUCGCUCUUGACCACUGGACUAUGAAAGCAAACACACAUUUCUACAAAACAGCCACUGCAGCUUCUAUGCCAAUGCUCCUAUCAUACACCCACUGAUAACAGCAAUCAAUAAACACACGCACACACACAGAUUUCUUCAAUCAGUCCCUUGUUCCCUGACCCUACCUCAGUCAAAGAAGUCCUAGUAGUUUUAAGUUAUGAGGACCGCAUGUUAUAUUUAUGAUUUAUACAGACAAAUAUAAAAGUAUAUACAGUAUGUGUAUAUAUACAAAAUUAUUUCAACUUUUUAAAUGUUAAUGUUAUUGUUGUUGUGUUGUCCAUGCUGUUAUUUAUUAAACACCUCAGUGC